Messenger RNA from Acanthosepion pharaonis, 876 nucleotides. The record is from the annotation of a GenBank genome assembly. NCBI's taxonomy places the organism in Eukaryota, Metazoa, Mollusca, Cephalopoda, Sepiida, Sepiidae.
AUGACUUUCAUUGGCACAUUACAACGAAUAUGCACCAUUCUUUCUUCAUCCCUAAAUAGUGAAGAAUUUUCAGAAGUCAGGUUAUUGGUAUACUGUUGUCAGAAACAAGCUAUUUUCUUUCUUUUCAUCCACCCUCUUUCUCUAUGCAUUACUUUUAUAGCCAUUUCUGUCUUUCGUUCUUUCUUUUCUUAUUGCAUCCAUAUUCCUUUUACUUUCUUUUUUACUUUCUUUUCAUCCAUUCUCUUUUUUCCUUCUAACCUUCUAUAUGAAUCGCCCUUUCUUUCUUUUAUACCCAUUUCUUCUUUUCUUUCCUUCUUUCUUUCUUUCUUUCUUUCUUUCUUUCUUCUAUCCUUCUAUAUGAAUCUCUUUCUUUCUUUCUUUCUUUCUUUCUUUCUUUCUUUCUUUCUUUCUUUCUUAUUGCAUCCAUCUUCCUUUUUCUUUCUUUCUUUCUUUCUUUCUUUCUUUCUUUCUUUACAUCCAUUCUCUUUCAUCCUUGUAUAUGCAUUUCCUUUAUGCCCAUUACUUUCUUUCUUUCUUAUUGCUUUUUUUGUUUCUUUGUUUCUGUGUUUCUUUCUUUCUUUCUUUCUUUCUUUCUUUCUUUCUUAUUGCAUUCUUCCUUUUCUUUUCUUUCUUUCUUUCUUUCUUUCUUCAUCCAUCUUCCUUUUUCUUUCUUUCUUUCUUUCUUUCUUCCUUUCUUUCUUUCUUCAUCCAUUCUUCCUUUUUUCUUUCUUUCUUUCUUUCUUUCUUUCUUUCUUUCCAUUUCUCAAUUAUGUAUUUAUUCCAGUCUUUUCAAUGAGCAGAAACUGCUCAGCCAUUCGUCCUUCGUCUCGCUUCAUUGACUUCUUACCUUCUGUCGUUUCUUUUUUUUCUCCUUAA